CUUAUCUAACGUUAAGAAUGAUUAUUUCUUAUAUGUUUUUAAUGAAAAUUUUAUUGCAGUACCUCCAAUGGUUCAGAAGUUACAAGCAAAAUGAGUUUCUUUUUCAGUCUUAAUAGAAAACGCCGGUGGCGCCAUCUCGUAUUUAUGAAGUAACUACACAUUUCUAGAUAAUGCCAUUUAUAAUGUAACGAAAUUUGUAAAGCAGAUACCGACCUGCCUGAAACCAUAAAGUCAUAUCAAAUAUACUUUAUCAUAUCUAUUCUGCCGUAAUUAGGUGUCAUUUUCUGUUUUGUUUUCUCGUAAAUUGACCUUAAAGUCCAUAGAUAGUUGCGUAUUUCGUUUACUUCGUUAAAAAUUUGAUAUUAUUUAUCUGAAUAAUAAUAAACAGAAAAAUCGUGGUAUAUAAGGAGUGGGCGAGACGGAUGGAAUUAAUUGCUCCGUGACAGCUCCUAGUUGGAAUUCUAUAAAAACGUCUAAUCGGCGAUCUUCACUGAUAAAUCAUUACGUAUAGUUGCACUUACACUAGUGGGUGGAGCUGUUGCAUCCAAUCUGCAAUACUGCAAUAUCAUUUUGUUUCAUCCGAUCUAUUUGAAAACAAUAUUGAACAGUAAGACUGUUAAAAUGGUCAUCGGGCGAGCUUUGCAUUUUGUGUUUAAAAUACCGAAUCGGAAGUUGACAACAAAAUUCUAUAGAGAAAUUCUUGGGAUGAAGGUAUUACGCCACGAAGAAUUUGCCGAUGGUUGUGAUGCCGCUUGCAACGGACCAUAUGCAAAUCGGUGGAGCAAAACGAUGAUAGGAUAUGGUCCAGAGGAUACUCAUUUCGUGAUAGAGUUGACUUACAAUUACGGAAUUAAGGAAUAUGAACGUGGUAAUGAUUUUCAGGGUAUAACAAUUAAAUCCAAAGAAGCUAUUGAAAGAGCACGUUCAAGUGGUUGGCCUAUAAGUGAAGAAAAUGGAAAAUUUAUUCUUGAAGCACCAGGUGGAUACAAGUAUUAUCUAAUUAAUGAGUCUCAACCUAAGGAUAAAGAUCCAGUUGAGAAGGUAACUUUGUCUAGUUCUGAUCUUCAAAAAACCAUCGCAUACUGGAAAGAUAUACUGAAAUUGAAAGUAUUUAAUGAAACAGACAAAAGCAUAUUGUUGGGCUACACUGAUGAUCAGGCUAAACUUGAAUUCCAAGAUAUUGGAACCAAAGUUGAUCAUGCUAAAGCUUAUGGGCGUAUAGCGUUCUCUGUUCCUCAUGAUGAGCAGCCAGAAAUUCAAAAGAGAAUCAAGGAUCAUGGAAAUGUAAUAUUGACAGACUUAAUCACACUAGAUACACCAGGAAAGGCUUCUGUAAGGGUCAUCAUCCUCGCCGAUCCAGAUGGUCAUGAGAUUUGUUUUGUGGAUGAUGAAGGAUUCCGUCAGUUAUCAGUUCCAGACUAUCCCAGUGAACAAAUUUUGGACAGAUAUAUCGCCAGAGAGGAAUAAAUUCAGUAUAUGUCCUGCAAAUUACAGAUUUCAGUAUUUUUGUAAAUGUUGGCCGUUGUGCUAACAAUUAUUUAUACUUUUAAAGAGCUAUUAAUUAUGAAGAUGAAGGUUUGCACUACAAAUUGGUUCCAACUAAAAAGGGAUCAAUUUUCAUGUUUACUUAUAAUCAUUAUAACAUUUGUUAUAUAUUUUAUAGUUUGUUCAAAUAUUGCAUAGUUUUUAUGUAUAUAUUGGUGAAGGUUGUUACUGUGAAUAAACUGAAAGUUUUAUUAUGAA
This is a messenger RNA of Megalopta genalis, 1743 nucleotides long. RefSeq names its product glyoxalase domain-containing protein 4. NCBI's taxonomy places the organism in Eukaryota, Metazoa, Arthropoda, Insecta, Hymenoptera, Halictidae. The record is from RefSeq and is a predicted model, not a curated record.